AUGUGUUAUACGGAUGAUAGUCAUCAUAGCAGAGAUCGAGAUGGGAGGCGAGUUAGGACUAACAACUACGGAUGCGGUGGCUCAAGUUUUGGGGAAACACGGCACAUUCCAUUCCAGCUCUGGAACCUUGCGAAGCUUCUGGCAACUCCUUCAGCUGCACCUGCAUUGUUUGGAGGCGUCCUGCUCGGGUAUGUGAUGUACGAUCUUACUGACUACUACCUUCAGCAUGCUAACCCAACUACAGCAGUGACCACAAACCUCAAGAAAUCCCAUUUGAACCAUCACUUCAGGAUUCAGGACAAGGGGUUUGGUGUAACUUCUUCGCUAUGGGACAUAGUGUUUGGUACCGUAAAUUAG
Messenger RNA from Eruca vesicaria subsp. sativa (arugula), 357 nucleotides. The record is from the annotation of a GenBank genome assembly. Lineage: Eukaryota; Viridiplantae; Streptophyta; Magnoliopsida; Brassicales; Brassicaceae.